This is a messenger RNA of Botrytis fragariae, 1047 nucleotides long. RefSeq names its product putative ring finger domain-containing protein. The transcript has 2 exons. NCBI's taxonomy places the organism in Eukaryota, Fungi, Ascomycota, Leotiomycetes, Helotiales, Sclerotiniaceae. The record is from RefSeq and is a predicted model, not a curated record. Bases 1 to 1047 code for a protein of 348 amino acids. Gene Ontology annotation, molecular function: zinc ion binding.
AUGGCAACUCCACAACCUACUUGGUCAUGGGAUGAUCUGUCUGCAGAAUACUCCUCGCAAUCUUCUCACCAAAAUCAGAACGACGCAUUCACAGCGGACGAGCAUACAGACCAGGAAUUUCCUGUACCUGAACCAGAGCCGGAACCAACACGUCGAAGAUAUUACCCAUCCCGACUAUGUCGAAUAUGCCUGGAAACCGUAGAGCCGACCUUCGAAACUCCUACCGAAGGCAUAGCUUCAAUGCUCAAUCCAACACCCCGAGUGACAUAUAAAUCGGAAGAUCCUGAAUUGGGCCGUUUGAUGCGACCAUGCAAGUGCAAGGGAAGUCAAAGAUAUGUUCAUGAAGGCUGUUUGACAGCAUGGAGAUAUACAAACCCCGGAUCAAAAAACUAUUAUGAAUGUCCUACGUGCCACUUUAGAUAUCACUUUCACAGAAUGAAGUGGGGCCAUUGGAUUAGUAGUGCUCUGACACAAUUAUGUCUUACUUUGGCAAUAUUAUUUGUUACGAUUUUCGCCAUGGGCUUCGUCGCCGAUCCGAUCAUUAACUUUUAUCUGGACCCGUAUGAUACUGUUUUUUCAUUCCCUUCAAUGGGAGGAAAUGGUCCAGCUCUACAUAUCGUGGAUACGGAAGCAAAUACUUGGGCCGAGCAUCUGUUAAAAGGGCUGGCGUCUUUGGGAAUGCUCGGAUUUGUUAAGAUAUUCUUUGCAAUGUCCCCGUUGAGUUGGUGGAAUGUAAGACAGACUGGCCUGUUCGGCGGCGGCCGCGCUCGAGCUGGAACAGGUCGGAAUCGUCUAGAGAACAUCAGUUGGACUCUUGUCAUUAUUGGUAUUGGUGCCUUCUUAGUUACAGUUUGGAAAUGGACCAGAAGUUGGAGUAAAUCAGUACUCGAAAAAGCCGGCGAGACCGUGAUCGAUGUUGGAGGCGACGAUGCUGAUGAAGACGAUGAACAGACACAAGCAGAGGUUAAUGAGCAGGUGAAUUCAGAAAAUACAAGAGGAGAACGUCCUCCAACACCCGACGAUCCCGAAAUCAGGAAAACACAGUGA